Telopea speciosissima is the source of this 4778-nucleotide messenger RNA. Its product is annotated as histone-lysine N-methyltransferase SUVR5-like. The record is from RefSeq and is a predicted model, not a curated record. Gene Ontology annotation, molecular function: protein binding; histone methyltransferase activity; zinc ion binding. The transcript is spliced from 12 exons. The coding region runs from base 110 to 4648 and encodes 1512 amino acids. Gene Ontology annotation, cellular component: nucleus. NCBI's taxonomy places the organism in Eukaryota, Viridiplantae, Streptophyta, Magnoliopsida, Proteales, Proteaceae.
CUGAAACCCAUAAAAAAAGGGGUAAUUGGUCACUUGGAAUAUCUGAAGGAUAAAAUCUCUCCAAUUUCAAUUUCACCCCACACCUCCAAAACGUCCAUGGACAAAGGAGAUGUUCAUCCCAGGACUCAAUCACCUGCUCUACCCCCCCUUUAAAGUUCUAUCAUGUUCGGAUGUCCAAUACGUUGGAGAAUCCAGCUGCCCUCAAAGGAGUCCAGGGACAGCUCUUCUUUAUGGUGGAGAAGCCAGCUCCCUUGAACAGGGAAAACAAGUUGAAGUAUCAGACAGUACAUGUGUAGUGGAUGCCUCUGUGCCAAGCACUGAAGGGACAAGUGGAGAUACAGGGCAAAUAAGCUGUUUUCAUGCUUCAGAAGAUGUUCGCAGUGGAGUAUCAGAUUUUGAGGGGCAAGGGCCUUUUAGCUUCCAUGAUUUUCAACAUGGUAAUAUAAAUGAGCAGCAAGAAAGGACAGAACCUUGCACAGUCUCUGAGAACUCCAAUCUGAUUGCGGAUAAAACUGAAGGUUCAAUACCAACUAGAAAUUUGGAAGGAGAAUCUCAUCUCCUAAAGGCUGAAUGGGCAGAUCAAGAUGGAACCGUAGCAUUGUGGGUGAAGUGGAGAGGAAAGUGGCAGGCAGGAUUCAGAUGUGCGAGGGCUGAUUGGCCAUUAUCAAAUCUAAAAGCAAAGCCUACACAUGAAAGGAAGGAGUACUCCUUGGUGUUUUUUCCCCUCACUAGGAAUCAUUCCUGGGUAGAUACACUACUUGUCUGUUCCAUCCAGGAGUAUCCAGAGCCAAUUGCUCAUAGGACGCGUCACAUUGGGGUGGAAAUGGUCAAAGAUUUGACCAUCCCACGCCAUUUUAUCAUGCAAAAACUUGCAAUUGACAUGCUGAAUGUUAGUGACCAAUUGCAUACUGAGGCUGUAAUAGAGAGUGCUCGAAAGGUGACAGCCUGGAAGGAAUUUGCUAUGGAGGCCUCCCAAUGCAAAGUUUAUUCAGAUCUUGGAAGGAUGCUUUUGAAGCUUCAGAGUAUGAUAUUGCAACACUUUAUAGAUCCAAGUUGGCUACAACAUUCUUUUGACUCUUGGGCACAUCGUUGUAGGAAUGCACACAGUGCUGAAUCUGUUGAGACACUUAAGGAGGAACUAGUGGACUCUGUAUUGUGGAAGGAUGUGGAAGAGCUUUGGAAUGCACCUGUACAGCCUGAGUUGGGUUCUGAGUGGAAGACUUGGAAGCAGGAAGUUAUGAAGUGGUUCUCAACUUCACACUCCAUAGCCUGUGGGGGAGACACAGAACAGCAAAACAGCGAUGAUUACACAACAGUGGGUCCCCAAAGCAGCAGGAAAAGGCGCAAGCUUGAAGUCCGUCGUGCAGAUAUUCAUGCUUCCCAAGUGCAUGCUGUGGCUUUGCACGGUGUCCACCUUCAGACUAACACCAUUGAGAUUGAUUCUGCAUGUUCCAAAGAAGGGGCAUUUACCGAGGGUACUGUACCAACAGAGCAUCAUGGUAGCAUGGCUGACAGAUGGGAUAAGAUUAUAGUUGAAGCUGGAAAUCCUGAGGUCAUCCGUGUGGCAGAAGUGGAAGAGACAACUUUUGAUGGAGUGAGUGCUAAGAAACUGUUGGAAUCCGGAAAAAAAUUCCACCAGUGCCUGGCUUUUAUUGAAGCUAAGGGAAGGCAGUGUGGUAGGUGGGCAAGCAAUGGUGAGGUUUACUGUUAUGUGCACUUGGCCUCUCAUUCUCUGGGUAAAGCUGCAAAGGAGGAACAUUCCCCUCUUAUUAAUGCACCAAUGUGUGAAGGCACCACUACUCGUGGUACAAAAUGUAAGCAUCGAUCUCAAUAUGGCUCCCCAUUUUGCAAGAAACAUAAACUUCAGAAUAGUCAAUAUUUGAUGAAUAUUGAAAGUCCAACUACAUUGGGGAAUAAGCAGGAGAGUGAGCCCAGGGAGAAGAUUCCUGGGUCAGAAGCUGCUCUUGGCAAAGAAAUAAUUUUAACAUAUCAAAAUAUUAUAAAAAAUAAUGCAGUCUCCGUCGUACAGGGAGAAUCUGUUAGUGGGGAAAACAUCGUAAAUGAGAAAUCUGGGCAUCCCAUUAAAGACUGCAAUGGAACGGAGUUUCUGCAGUGCAUAGGAUCAUACCACACAAAUAGCAAGGAUCCUUGUCUUGAACGCGCAAAGCUGCAUUCAUUGUAUUGUGAAAAGCACAAACCAGGCUUUCUUAAACGUGCAAGGAAUGGUAAGAGCAGGAUGAUAUCAAAGGAAGUGUUUAUUGACCUUCUGCGGAAUUGCAGUUCCCAGGAGCAAAAAUUACAUUUGCAUCAAGCAUGUGAGCUUCUAUAUGGUUACAUCAAGAAGGCCGUAUCCCACCGAAACCCAGUUCCUAAGGAGGCCCAACUGCAGUGUAUGUUAUUUGAAGCUUCUAAAGAUUUACGUGUUAAUGAAUUCCUGAUGAAAUUAGUUUACCGCGAAAAAGAGAAGAUCAGGAAGCUCUGGAGCUUUAAUGUGAAUGAAAAGCUAGUUUCCCCUUCACGUGAAGAACAAAUUGUCCUGAAGCCUGUGGUCCAUGUGAAUGUCCACAGCACUCAGAGGUCUGUCAAGUGCAAAAUCUGUACAGAGGAAUUUUCUGAUGGGGAAGCGCUUGGAGCUCAUUGGAUGGAUGCUCACAAGAAAGAAGCACAAUAUUUGUUCAGUGGGUAUGCCUGUGCAAUCUGCAUGAAUUCAUUUACAAAUAGGAAAGUUCUUGAGACCCAUGUGAGAGUGAAACAUGGGGUGCAAUUCCUAGAGCAGUGUAUACUUUCCCUGUGUAUACCUUGUGGUAGCCAUUUUCUGAACCCCGAACUGUUAUGGUUACAUGUCCUCUCUGUGCAUUCUGUGGAUUUCGGGCUGCCAAGCGUUCCUGAACAUCAAAAUCUAUCUGCAGGUGAAGCUUCUGCCCCAAAGACCAUGCUAGUCAAUGAUCAUGCCAUGGUGAAUAACUCCAAGAUUCAAGGUGGGGCCCGCAAAUUCAUUUGUCGGUUUUGCGGGUUGAAGUUUGAUCUCCUACCUGAUCUAGGACGCCACCAUCAAGCUGCUCAUAUGGAUCCAAGUUCUAUAAGCCAACGUGCAUCCAAGAGAGGGAUCCAUUUUGAAGCUUAUAAACUAAAAUCCGGGAGACUUAGCCGUCCUAGAUUUAAGAAAGGUCUCAGAGCAGCAUCAUAUAGAAUCAGGAACAGGGGAAAUUCGAGUAUGAAGAAACACAUUCAGCCAUCAAGGUCAGUCAGCAACGGGGGAACAACAGUACAGCUUCAGGUAAAUGAGACUGAGGGUCUCGGUAGAUUGGCAGAGCCACAAUGCUCGAUUGUUUCCAAGAUCUUGUUUUCUGAGAUUAAGAAAACAAAGCCCCGGCCACAUAACCCUGAGAUUCUUUCUAUUGCUCGCUCAACUUGCUGCAGGGUAAGUCUCCAAGCCACACUGGAGGAGAAGUAUGGAUUACUACACAAAUGUUUGUAUCUGAAAGCAGCCAAACUCUGCAGUGAGCUUAAUAUUCAAGUUCAGUGGCACCAAGAAGGGUUUAUCUGUCCUAAAGGAUGUAAACCAGUCACAAACUCCCAAUUUUCAUCACCCUUGAUGCCUCUCCCAAGCAGUUUUGUGGAGCCCACGUCUACACGAUCAGUAGGUUCUAUGAACAGUGAGUGGGAAAUGGAUGAGUGCCACUACAUAAUUGAUUCUCGGCAUAUCAAAACAAAAUCCAAGAAAAAUGUGACAGUCUUAUGUGAAGAUGUUAGCUUUGGGAGGGAAUCAGUCCCAAUAGCUUGUGUAGUGGAUGAGGAUCUUAUGGGUUUGGUCCACAGCAUUGCAGAGGAAGGAUCUGAUGGACAAAAUUCUAGGUGUUACAUGCCGUGGGAGAGCUUUAACUAUGUCACUGAGCGGUUGUUUGAUCCAUCUCUUGGUCUUGAUAUGGAGAGUUCACAGCUGGGAUGUGCUUGCCCAAGUUCAACAUGUUAUCCUGAAACAUGUGACCAUGUAUACCUCUUUGACAAUGAUUAUGAAAAUGCGGAGGACAUUUAUAGUAAACCAAUGCAUGGUAGAUUUCCAUACGAUGAAAAAGGCCAGAUCAUUUUGGAGGAGGGUUACCUAGUGUAUGAGUGCAAUUCGAUGUGCAGCUGUGACAAAACUUGUCAGAAUAGGAUUUUGCAAAAUGGGGUUCAGAUGAAAUUGGAGGUUUUCAAGACAAAAAGCAAGGGUUGGGCUGUAAGAGCUGCUGAAGCGAUUUCACGUGGGACAUUUGUGUGUGAGUACAUUGGGGAGGUUUUAAAUGAUCAAGAGGCAAACAGGAGAGGCGAGAGGUACGACACUGAAGGCUGCAGCUAUUUGUAUGAUAUUGACACUCAUAUCAACAACCUGAACGGACUAACCGAAGGUGCUGUCCCUUACGUGAUUGACGCGACCAAAUAUGGGAAUGUUUCACGGUUCAUCAAUCACAGUUGCUCGCCAAACCUCGUGAAUUACCAAGUGCUAGUGGAGAGCAUGGAUUGCCAGCUUGCGCAUAUUGGUCUUUAUGCAAGUCGUGAUAUUGCAGUAGGAGAAGAGCUAGCUUAUGACUAUCGCUACCAGCUACUACCUGGAGAUGGUCGACUGUGCCAUUGUGGUGCUCCCAACUGUCGGGGUCGCUUAUACUGAAAGCUAUGGAUGGUUCACCCAGGAGCAUAUUGGACGUCUAGCUAUUCAAAGACAACAUGAAAUUUGGUACUUCUACCAUCAAAUGAUCAUAUGUUAAGCUACUAAUUAAAUUGGAAAGCUUUUCAUGUUU